GUGGGCACAGGUGGGUGGCACUGGUGGGCACAGGUGGGUGGCACUGCUGGGCACAGGUGGGUGGCACUGCUGGGCACAGGUAGGUGGCACUUCUGGGCACAGGUAGGUGGCACUGCAGAGUGGCACAGGUGGGUGCACUGCUGGGCACAGGUGGGUGCACUGCUGGGCACAGGUGGGCGGAACUUGCGGGCGGCACUGCUGGGCACCGAUCAUCGGGGCACUGAUCAUCAGUGCCCUGAUGAUCGGUGCCGAUCCCCGCUCUGACAACUGCCGGUUCUCGGCAGUACUUUCCUCACGAUCUGACAGCGUGAGGAAAGUGCAGCCGAGAACCGGCACUUGCAU
Staurois parvus is the source of this 342-nucleotide messenger RNA. NCBI's taxonomy places the organism in Eukaryota, Metazoa, Chordata, Amphibia, Anura, Ranidae. The record is from the annotation of a GenBank genome assembly.